AUGAGCGAACGGGCUCAACCGUCGAAAAGACGGUGCGUCAGCACUGCGUGUGUUGCUUGUCGCAGGAGAAAAUCCAAGUGUGAUGGGAACCUGCCCAGUUGUGCAGCUUGUUCCUCGGUCUAUCAUACGCCUUGUGUAUAUGAUCCCAACUCAGACCACCGUCGCAAGGGUGUAUACAAGAAAGAUACUGACACCCUGCGAACUAAAAAUACCACUCUUCACACCUUGAUCCAGGCACUCCUCAACUAUGAUGAAGCAGAUGCUUUCGAUCUGGUCCGCCAGAUUCGAUCUUGCGAUGACCUAGAAGAAGUAGCGAACUCAGUGGUUGCUCAAGAAAAGGGGCUUUUAUCUGCACCCCGACCAACAAGAGAGCCAGCAAGUGAGGAGAUCGAGAAUGGCGCUGAGAUCGACCAGUUUGAAUCCGAGCUCGCAGGUAAAAUGAGCGAGCUGAUGCUUGAUGGUUCUCGCAAAUUCAUCGGCGGUACCUCCAACCUCAUAUUUUUACCCUCCGAGCUGCACGAGUCAAUCUCGAAUUCUCACCAAGUGAAUCAAGUACACACCGUCAGCCGAUGGACAGAAGUUACCAACGAUGACUCGCUCAUCAGUCAUUUAAUGACGAUGUACUUCACAUGGCACUACCCAUUCUUUACGCUUCUUUCGAAGGAUUUGUUCUACCGCGAUUAUAUUCGUGGUGUGUCUAGUCCAUACUGUUCUGCAUUGCUAGUCAAUGCUAUGCUGGCCCUCGGUUGUCAUUUCAGCUCAUGGCAAGGUGCUUUUGACGAUCCACAGAACUUGACAACAGCAGGAAACAAUUUCUUCAAAGAAGCCAAGAGGCUAGUUUUGGAAAAUGAUGAGCAUGAGAAUGCAAAGCUCUGUACCGUCCAAGCCUUUGCACUGAUGUCCGUACGAGAAGCAGGAUGUGGCCGUGAAGGAAAAGGAUGGGUCUAUAGUGGCCUCAGUUUCCGCAUGGCUUUUGAUCUUGGGCUGAACCUCGACUCAAAAAAUCUCGGAUCACACAACCUGAGUGACGAAGAAAUUGAUGCUCGUCGUAUCACCUUUUGGGGAUGCUAUCUAAUCGACAAAUGCUGGUCAAAUUACCUUGGUCGUCAACCUCAAUUGACUUCUGCCACUACAAAUGUGCCCAAAUUUGAUGUCUUGCCGCGAGAAGAAACAGAACUCUGGUCGCCGUAUACUGACUCUGGUGUGAGUCCCGAGCACAUGCAGGCAUCAAGGACUAGAGCUGUGGCGCUGCAGAUAUCUAAGCUGUGUGAGAUCAGCGGUGAUCUAUUGGUACUAUUCUACCAUCCAGCUGAGCUGGAGAAGUUCCAGCCCAAGCAGUCGGAAUUGAAGAAAUUGAGCGACGUCCAUACUCGACUUGAGGCGUGGAAAAAGGAACUACCCAAAGAACUGGAACCAAGAGAAGGACAACUUCCACAGGUCCUUGUCAUGCACAUGUUCUAUCAACUCCUCCUCAUUCACCUAUACCGUCCCUUCUUGAAGUAUACCAAGGCCAACACACCCCUUCCAUCCCAUGUCUCACCUCGCAAAAUAUGCACACAAGCCGCUGCAGCCAUAUCCAAGCUCAUGCGCAUCUACAAACGCAGCUACGGCCUCAAACAAAUCUGCAACAUCGCAGUCUAUAUCGCACACACAGCAUGCACAAUCCACAUCCUCAAUCUCCCUGAUAAAAACGCCCAGAGAGACGUAAUCCACGGCCUAAAGAACCUGGAAGAAAUGGCCGCGGGCUGGCUUUGCGCAAGACGCACACUCCGCAUCCUCGACAUAUCUGCCAGCAAAUGGCAAGUAACCCUCCCAGCAGAAGCAACCUUGAUAUUGGAACGGACCCAUGCAAAAUGGGGCUCCUGGGGCUCCUGGGACCAAGCAACAUCACCGUCUGCAUCAGACGCCUCCUCCCCAAUGGCAACAUCAACAACCUUCCAACCCGCCACAAGCCCGAGCAGAUUCACACCCGGGCCACCCCAAUCUCAACCCCGACAUAACUCGGAUCUAUCGCCUCUCCCUAAAACCACAAACGCAAACACAAACACAAACACAACCCCGGUCAACGUGGUCGGUCCGGCAUCUUUGAAUCCGCAAUACGCCUCAACCCCUUCAGUCCCACUGUCGUUCCCACCAAUGGCAGCACAUCCCUCUCUAGCACAAUCCCAAAGACCAGAAUUUGCUCCCCCAGAGCCGACAUAUCUCCGUCCAUCGGUCACAUACCAAUUUCCCGCCAUGACAGUCAACGCCCCAUCCCCGUCAUCUCCACAUCAGACCUGGUACGAUGGUGUCGGUACACAGAUGCCAACGCAGAACCAUACACCCACAUCCACUGCAUCGCCCGUGUCUGGAUAUGAUGGCACGGAAAAUCUAGUGGAAGAGAGUCAGGAUUGGUGGUCUAGAAAUGCGGCUGUUUAUGAUGGUAUGAAUAUGGAUGGGUGGGGUGGCGCGUGGAAUUCGCCUGGUCAGCUUCAGGGCCGACCUCGCGUUCAGGGUCUGGCACAGUCUGGUCAGACGCGUUAUCAGAAUGGGAAUGUUGCCCCGGUAGCUGGUAUUAUGUCUGAGCAGCAGCAGCCCGGAGUUUCGAUUGGCAUAUCCACUGUUGGGUCUCCGGUUGAGUGUGGGACUCCUCAGUUUGAGGAUCGGUGGACGUGA
Molecule: messenger RNA, 2655 nt
Organism: Penicillium nucicola
Lineage: Eukaryota; Fungi; Ascomycota; Eurotiomycetes; Eurotiales; Aspergillaceae
Product: putative C6 transcription factor (NirA)
Exons: 5
Coding region: 1-2655 (884 amino acids)
Biological process (GO): DNA-templated transcription; regulation of DNA-templated transcription
Molecular function (GO): zinc ion binding; DNA binding; DNA-binding transcription factor activity, RNA polymerase II-specific
Source: RefSeq, a predicted model, not a curated record